Molecule: messenger RNA, 702 nt
Organism: Antrostomus carolinensis (chuck-will's-widow)
Lineage: Eukaryota; Metazoa; Chordata; Aves; Caprimulgiformes; Caprimulgidae
Gene: MYD88
Product: MYD88 innate immune signal transduction adaptor
Exons: 4
Biological process (GO): Toll signaling pathway; defense response to Gram-positive bacterium; positive regulation of canonical NF-kappaB signal transduction
Cellular component (GO): plasma membrane
Molecular function (GO): TIR domain binding; Toll-like receptor binding
Source: RefSeq, a predicted model, not a curated record
AGGAGGACUGUAAAAAGUACCUACAAAAGAAGCAGGAAGAGGCCAACCAGCCGCUUCAAGUGCCAGCAGUAGACAGCAGCGUGCCAAAGACAUCAGAGCUGAUGGGCAUCACCACCAGGGACGAUCCGUAUGGGAACGGAACAGAGAUUUUUGAUGCCUUCAUCUGCUACUGUCAGAAAGACCUUCAGUUUGUCCAGGAGAUGAUCAGGAAGCUGGAACAAACAGAGUUCAAGCUGAAACUCUGUGUAUUUGAUCGGGAUGUCUUGCCAGGAACGUGUGUGUGGUCCAUCAGCGGAGAACUUAUAGAAAGGAGGUGCAGGAGGAUGGUGGCCGUCAUUUCAGAUGAUUACUUGGAAAGUAAAGAAUGUGAUUUUCAGACCAAAUUUGCUCUUAGUCUUUCCCCAGGUGCUCGUCUCAAACGGCUGAUUCCAGUCAAGUGCAAAACCAUGAAGAAGGAGUUUCCAAGUAUCUUGAGGUUCAUUACAAUCUGUGAUUACACCAACCCUUGCACCAAAAAAUGGUUCUGGACGAGACUGGCAAAAUCUCUUAUGCUGCCGUGAUGCCUUUUGAAUCUCCUGGCUCUGCCUUCACACCGGGGUGUCGUUCACACGGGGUCUUCAGAACCUGGAUCCUUGCAAUCGGUGUUUGGAGCCUGCAACCAGGAGUAAAGAAUUUUCUCUAGCACUUUUUAAUAAUUUGGAA